Molecule: messenger RNA, 807 nt
Organism: Rhinolophus ferrumequinum (greater horseshoe bat)
Lineage: Eukaryota; Metazoa; Chordata; Mammalia; Chiroptera; Rhinolophidae
Gene: ABRACL
Product: ABRA C-terminal like
Exons: 3
Coding region: 164-409 (81 amino acids)
Biological process (GO): regulation of actin filament-based process
Source: RefSeq, a predicted model, not a curated record
CCCCCACCCCCGCCCCGCUCCUCCUCCUGCACACCAGCCUUUCUCGUUGCCUCAGUCACUUCCUUUCUCAGCCUCUUCCUCCCUGGUGCGCUGAAGAUAACCUGGUCCGGCCGACGCUGCACCAGUUUUUCAUUGGAAAAGAAAAGGAGGCGGAGAGGCAGCAAUGAAUGUGGAUCAUGAAGUUAACCUUCUAGUGGAGGAAAUUCAUCGUCUGGGUUCCAAAAAUGCUGAUGGGAAGUUAAGUGUGAAAUUUGGGGUCCUCUUCCGAGAUGACAAAUGUGCCAACCUCUUUGAAGCAUUGGUAGGGACUCUCAAAGCUGCAAAACGGAGGAAGAUUGUUACGUACCCAGGAGAGCUACUUUUGCAAGGUGUUCAUGAUGAUGUUGACAUUAUAUUGCUACAAGAUUAAUGUGGUUUGCGUAUCAUUGUGUAUUGUUAUUUUUUGUUUCUGGUAAACUGGAAUAUUUUCAAGUAAAAGGACAAAUAUAUGAGCAUACUUAAUGUAUUUUUAUAGAAAUUUGUAAGCAAAAGGAGACUCAUUUUAGAAGUCUCCUUUUUUAUAUCUUGAAAGAAAAUUUUUGUAUCGUGCUGUAAAAUCAACAAAAACUUAUUAUUUUUCUCAGGAAUCUGUUUGGAAAAUAUAGGCAUCAAGGCUUUUUUGGUGGGCAUGUGAGAAUGUUUCAUAAAUCAUUCUUAGACAAUUCCUAUAGAUAUUUGACAUUCUGUGAAACAAAAAGCAGAGAAAAACCAGCUCCCACAAGGAAUAGAUUAAUGUUUAUGUAAUAAAAACAUGUAACUAUCUUAAAA